AAAUUUUACUUAUAUACUAUCACAAUUUUUAAACGUGACGUUGUUAUAGUCUGUUUAGACGAACAUUGAGCAUUGAGCAAGGAACAAUUUAGAAAAUUACUAAAUUACAAAUGGCUUCCGUUUUCAACUUUCGGCUGCCGUAUUUUAUUGUUGGCAUGGUUUUUUGAAAUAAGGUUCGUGGUCAAUUUUAAUCGUCAUGAAAUAAGAGAUCCAUUGCGGUAUUUCCAUGCACACAUUUUAAAAUAGCUGCGUAAUUAAUCGAGACGAACGUGUUCGAUCGAAUUUCUAGGUAUUUUAGUUGCCAAUAAACAUGGGCAUACAAGAUUUACAAAUAUUUUUAGAAAAUGAGGGUGUAGGAGUUGAUUUGUUUCGAAUUGCCCGGACACAACCAGGAGGCUUUAGACUUGUUCUUGAUGCUGAAGGAUGCCUAGACAGACUUUAUGGAGGAUAUUUUUCAGAUUGGGCAUGUGGCGGACAAUGGGCUCGUUGUGUUCAAUUCCUUACAACACUAGCACAAGCUUUAGCUGAACAUCAAGUGGCAUUGUGUGUUUGUUUCAACGGAGCUCAUCCCACCCCUCCCGCUUUACCACAACACUGGAUCCAAACACAAUCUACCUAUAGACAGCGAGUUAAUUCGGUAUUACGCCAUAUUGCUACAAAAGGUACUCCACCUCCAAAAGUAUGGUGGGUUCCACCGACAGGACUCCAUUCAUGCCUAAGAACAGCUUUGCGAUAUCUCAAUAUACCAAUUAUGGUAUCAACAGAUGAUCAUUGUCAGGAAGUCGUUGGUUUGUGUCGUGAAAAGACCUAUGCUGGCCUUGUAGGCUGUUCAGGGGAAUACCUAGUAUUCCAACCGCCGAGAUAUUUCAGUUCAUCGCAACUGAAACUUACAUAUAGAUCCUCACUGGAAACCAAAGAGUACAUGGUACAUGAAUUACCUAAGCUUCUAGAUGUUCCCCAAGAUCGUCUCUGUUUAAUGGCUGCAUUAUUAGGAGGUGUAAUUCUAUCUGAGCAGAGUCUCACUGAUUUUUAUAAACGUCUAGGGAUUGCACAGAAAAAGCAACAAAUUCCACCAGAAACUUUAAUCAAGACAGUGAGCCAAUUUGUACAUGACUUACCAUCGUCUGAUAUUGAUGCUGCCUGUAUUGAAAUAUUUGGUGACCUUAAUGAUCUCCGUGCUGCCAAAUUAAAACAAGCUGUACAAUAUUACCUUAAUGGCACCAAAGAUGGCUUCCUUAAAUACAGGACUGCUUCUGGUCGUCGCCCAAAAAACAGCAAAAAAAAUCAAAAAUCAGAUUUAAGCCCAUUGUCAACUUCAACGGAUAUGGACACUUCUAAACUAGCAACCGAAUCUUCGGAGCACGAGCAAAAAGGCUUGGAAGAUUACAAAUUGGCUACAGCAAACGCAUCGAUUAACGCGGACUUUAGUAUGGAAGAUCACUGUCACGAGCUAGUUCAGGGCGUAGCGGCCGCGUCCCUGGAGGGCGGCGACGCGACUAACGUGGCCGCCAAACAGGAAAAGUCAGAAAAACACGCUAAAGAGGCUCCGUCAACGUCUGGCAGCAGUAGACACAGUGAUGACAACUGUCCGCCCGCACCCGCUGAAGUACUAAGGACUUGCGCCGAGCGACACACGCGUGGCCUCAUGCACCCUCAAAUGCUGUCAAUACUGACACACAGACAGAUCACUCUGCCCGUACUCAUGGAAGAUGAUAACCACAGAGAGAUACCAUCCAUACAUCACUUCUUCAGACCCAUCCGCCAGAACGUUUACGCCAUUCUGUACAACAUGCACCAUCACCGCUUCAUGGCUCAGAAAGCAAAAGACGAAGGUAUGGCGAGUACAUCGAGUGUCAAUGAUCGACCGUGCACAGUGCAAGUGGCUGAAUGGAUUUAUUCACGUGUAAAUCCCGGAAAAAGUCCCGAAAUAGUUCACGGGGUCGUACUCGACUGGCCUGUUCCUACCGUGCAGAGGCUUUGGUUCGGAACGGCUCAAGACGACAAGUGUCGCCGAAUGCGGGCGUUCCUGUCCUGUAUGCGAUCGGAUACACCACUCAUGCUUAACACAUCAUACGUGCCACAACAUUUACUUAUUUUGGCCGCAGUUUUGAGGUUCAUUAUGACAUCUCAAAUACAAAUCCUACGUCGGCAAGAGCUGGAUGCGUUUUUGGCAACAGCUUUCUCCAAUGAUCUCAUGAAUGCUUUGCAUCUUCAAGAAAUGACGUGGUUGCAGGUGAACGGUAUGAGUUCUCGAGGUGUACAGCUGGGUGCUUUAGUGAUGGCCGGUGCUGAGGCUGCUCUGCUGGCGAACGACGCGUGCGGCGCGCCCGUGCCCUGGCUGGUCGCCGCUCCCUGGCUGUACUUCGACGGCAAACUACUACAGCGCAACCUGCACAGAGCCGCUCAUUGCAAACAUCUGGCGCAGCUGUGCGAUAACCAUCUAGAUACCGUUGUCAAGGUUGAGCGCAUGCGUAAAGCAAUUUUGGAAGGCUUGGAGGUGGAAUUCGCGAUGCCACCGUUGCCGCUCGUCGGAGUGGUGGGCGAGCCACUGUCGUGGCGUGGGCGAGGCCGCGGCGCUAGACUGGAGAUAGCCGGCGUCGUGGUCGGCCAGUGGGGUGGUGGGUCAUACCCCACACACCCACGAACAUCCAGAUACCCUCAGCAAGUAAGCUACGUGGGUUAUACUCCGCCGACUCGUAACGCGUACGGCGGCCGCGGGUGGCGCGGCGGUCGAGGGCGAGCACGCGGUCGAGGUGUCGCACGAGGAACGACGCGGGCCAGGAGGAGCCGCUCCGAACACGAACCCGCUAAACCCACAACGCUCACUAUUAACGGUAAAACCGUAAGGCCCGACGAAAUGAGCCCCACAGCGGACAACGGUAGUCCCCACGAAGAUAACUCCCAGCCAGACGAUGACGGUGAAGGAACACAACCACAGAAAACAAAGACUGGAAAAAAUAUUAAGAAGAAUAUAGCUAGAGGAAAAAAAAAGAACUACAGUCAGAAGAGUGACGUGGCUCAGACAUUAGACAACGGACCCUUAGAUACGAGCCAGGUGGAGGAAUUUAAUCAUAACUCUGAACAAGAACACUUCGGCCAAGGUGAUGCACCAGUUAGUAACUAGUUUGUUUUAUGAUAAGGUAAAUUAACGAUUAACUUUGAGUUGUAGUAGUCAUUACUUGUUUUAUUGGUUUCGUUUGAUUUGUUUGUAAUUUUUUAUUUGUUAUUUCGAGGAAAGCUCCUAGACCUACGAUACAUAUGUCGAGAUGCUAGUGCCGUUAUUAUUUGUAUUUUAUUUAUUAUAUAUAUAUGUGUUAUAUUCACUAGUCGUUUCGACAUUCGAACAUAAACAAACAAAAGUAUGUAAUGGGAAUUAAAUUUCGUUUAGCACGUGAUAUUCCGAGCUUGCACAUUUGAUACGGAAGAACAUUAAAAUUUAUGAGAUUCGGGCGGUUGAUUCCCAUCGACCGACAUGUAUACGUGCCUCAAGAUCUAAGACUUCCCAAUGUUGAGACUGAUUUUGUAUUAAUGUAAUUGUCACAACGCGUGUACAAUCAACUAUUGGUAUACAAGACGAGGUUCAAACCUAUUUGAAGCAAUAUCUUCAAUCCCUGUUAAGACGUCGUCCCUCUGAACGUUCUGAUAUCCGAUACAAGUAUGUUAAUGUUUUAGUUAAUUGAAUAUUUUUGUUUAUGUAUCGGGACAACAAAACGUCCAGAGUGGGACAUGAACUACAUGUUGUAGUGGGAUGCAUCUUUUUACAGAUGUAUCUCGUAACAGCUAUUAUUUGACAAGUGAUAUUUAGAAAAUAUAUAUAAAGAGGAACAUGUCGUUUGUUAAGUCACGUGUCAUUGAUAUGGAGGUGACUUAGUAGGUGACAUGUUUAGUGUAGCAUAUGAAGUACUGAGUCUGCGUUAUUUAUUUACACAUAGUAUAUUUACAAUUUACCAAAUUAUUAAUUUUAUUUUCUGCGUUUGGUUUGGUCUGUGCGAUCGCUUAUUGAUUUGAAAAAAAAAAACUAUUUUAUGAGUUGUGAUAUUUUUGUCUCGAUUGUCACUAUUUUGGCAGGAAUUUUUUCGAUCUCAUAGACUAAACCGACCAUAUUCAGACUUGUUUUUAGGAUUUCUUGUUGUAUAUUUAGGCUUUAUUGAAUGAGUGAGAGAGUGUUUUUGUUAUUAUCAUCCGACCGUCUAAUACACUGCUGUCUGGUGAGACACGGGUCUAAGUCGUACUUACGUUUGGGCAAUACAUUAAAUGUGUGAGGGACAAAGUCUCGAUAUCAAUUCAUGAACAUAACAUGUUCGUCGUCCGAGCGUAAGGCAUACUGGAUACGACACCUCGUUGGGAACAUCUCUGAUUGUUUAGAAUCUCAUUGAGCAGUGAAAUUAUAGCGUCGGUUGUUUGAUGCGGUAGCGAGGAAGUGGAUGAUAAGAUUAGUAUAGAAAUUGCAUUUAUGGAAUGUUGGUGGUGCUUUCAAAUUUAGUCUGUGGGACUGCCUGAAACGAGUCUGAAACUCAUAGAGUUAAGUCUAAUUAUAGACGAACUAUGAAAAUGAACGAACAUUCGAAUGUUGAGAUUUCCACAUCCUAUAGGGUAUUAUUUGGAUAGAAUAUCGUAGACAUGUUAGUGAUAUAUUUAUAUGCAUUUUAGGAAACUCAAAAUGUCGAAUGUUCUUCAGUUUAUAUGUAUUUUUGUAAAUUUGUUAUAUUGUUAUACUUAAAAUUAGCUGGAAUGACUAACAACAAAUAAUAUAAAGACAAACACGAUGUAACCUAACGGUGGUGCGACAUCGGACCAUCAGCAUAAUACAAGUUACAUUCCAUUUGAUAAAGAGGAUGAGUCGCUGUAGACGCGAGCGGUCGACGUCAGUAGAGAAUGGAACAUAAUGAAGACUUUACAAUUUGCUUAAAACCCGGCCGGGACUAAAUAUGUUGCCACAAUAACGUGAUAAUUGAUUUAACGACAACGUGAUCAGGUUAGUGAAUGACAUUCGUCGCAAAUGAUCGCCAAACAAAGUUAAUAAAAUGUUUGACUCGAGUCGAGGGCCGUACGGCCGUACUGCUAUAGCUGUGUAGCGCAUAGGAAGUCGCGGCGCGACCCGACACAUGUAAACGUAUAUUAUUGCUUGCUUAUUAAUAAACACGAUGUGUAGCAUUUAGAAUUUUAACUCCAAUGUAUUAUGAUUUGUUUAAGAAUUAUGUGUAACUACAUUAAACGCAUGUUAGAGGUUUGUUUAUAUUUCGUGGGAGGUCAAGAUUUUUAUAAUAACCGGUCUGUACUCAGAGGCAUUGUCUACUUUUAACUGUUCUUUGAUAUUUAUUAAAUAUAAACGGAUGCCUUUUACGUUAACGUACCGUAUUUGUGCUGCUUGAAUAUAUAUACUUUGUCACAUAUUUUAAAGUUAAUGUUAGUGGUGAAUCCGAGAAGGAUGUAGUUUUUAUUUUUUCUCUUAAAACGUUUAUUCAGUAUAGUUUUAGAAUAUUCAACAGUGUAAAACCUUUAAUCCAUUUUAUAACUUGUUUGCUGACAAUGCUCUUUUAAAUAUUGUCAACGUAUAAUAAAUAUAUUAGAAAAUAUUUGUCAUGUAAUACAUAACACUUUUCGUAAUUGAAGUAGCAACAUGGAACUGUGGCUUUUUUGAAAACACUUAUAACUUAACUACAUAAACCCUGCUGUAUGUGAAAAUAUAUAAAAUGUUCAAAUACUAUUUUAGUUACUUGGACACAAAAAAAAAAAAACAAUUAAUAAAUAAAAUUGUAAAGAGUUGUAUUUGUCUUCAAAUAAAACGUUCCAUUAUUAAA
This is a messenger RNA of Danaus plexippus (monarch butterfly), 5801 nucleotides long. Its product is annotated as constitutive coactivator of PPAR-gamma-like protein 1. The transcript has 19 exons. Gene Ontology annotation, cellular component: nucleus. Bases 311 to 3124 code for a protein of 937 amino acids. Lineage: Eukaryota; Metazoa; Arthropoda; Insecta; Lepidoptera; Nymphalidae. The record is from RefSeq and is a predicted model, not a curated record.